AUGGGCGAGCCCGCCGGUCACGCGUACGAGUGCCACCCUCUGGCUCUCCUCUCCAUCGCCAGAGACGCUCCGCCGCGAGAGGCAGCCUACCGGGCCGACCAGCCCGCUGCCAGCGCCCAAGACGACUUCACGUCCCUCAUGGCCGCCUCCAUGAUGGAGAUGCCCGCCCUCCUCAACACCGCAUCGAGCCCCGUUUCGCCGGGCCAGUCGAGUCCCCAGCAGGCAAAGCCGUCCCUCUUUGUCCCCCCAGCCCGCCCGAGCAGCACUCCCUUCCCCCAUCCCGAGAAUCGAAAUCCCCACGUCUGCUGCCUGGGUGAAUCCGACUUCGACUCCGACGCCGCCGCCGAUGAUGCCUCGCUUUCGCUCCCCGCCGAUGACUCCGUCUCGGGGCUCUCCCAAGCCAUCCAGUUCGAGGAGCUGCCCCUCGAGGUGCACGAAGCCAUUGUUGACCAUCUGUUUGGCUUCUGCAUCUCCCCGACCUCCAGCAGCGCGAUGAGAAUCUCCAGCCUGACAAGGAGCUGGGGCAGCGCCCUCCGCCAUUCGCGCCGCCGCGAGCUCGCCAACCUGGCCCUCGUCAACAGCCGCUGGACCUUUUUGAUCCAGCAGAGACUCUACCGCCACAUCAAGCUCAAGGCAACCGUCGAGUCCGUCGAGGACGCCGUCAUGCACUUGGCUUGUCGCCAGCACCUCGCCCGUCAUGUCAAGCACGUCGAGGUCUGGUUCCCCGUCUUCCAGCCCAUGUACGGCCCCCUCGCCACCUCAAACUCGCUGGCUCUGCCAACCGUCACCACCAGCGGCCUGACCAACGCCACCUACAUCUUGCCUGAGAACAACUGCACCCUGGACGAGGUCUUUCGCUUCGUCAGCCUGGUUUUGCCAGAGGCCCAGGUCCUGACCCUCGAGGGCGGCGAGCGACGAAAGGCCCCCAAGGUGCUUCAUUCCAAUGAGCGUGACCAGGGCCCCGCUGCCACCGGGCCGUCACUCUGCCCCAUAGACUCUGUCCGCACCUUGGUUACCAGGGGCCAGUGGAACUUGAUGCGGGACCACCAAGACUUUGCUAACGUCUUGCGGGCUCUCCCUAACCUCGAGGAGUGGCAGGGAUCCUACAGCAAGCCAAAGUCCAAGAGCUAUAUUACACUGUCUGAGUACAUCCCCUGCCUGCCGGCACACGUCACGAGGCUCGGCAUGUGCAUGGAAAACGACUACCGUCGAGAGGCCGGUACCCCGCCCUUCUACUACAAGGUGGCCACGAGAACACACAUCUGUGCCAGCUUGGGCCAGGUCCUGCCGCGCCUUGAGCACUUUUCCUUUACCGGCCGCGUAUGUCACAAGCUUUUCGACCUGGCCUCGCGCCAGAGCGACCCGCUCAACUCGAGACUCAAGUCCAUCGACCUGACGGUCAAGAACUGCUGCCCCACGCCGGACAGCAACAGCAACUACCCCGGCUCUGGCUCGGGCAUCCACGAAAUGGGCUUCAUCGAGGCGUUUGAGAAGCUGGUGGUGGCCGCGAUUCGGUUUCUGGAGAAGCACAAGGGUCUGCAGUAUCUCAGGAUUCGCUUCGUAGAUCUGGAUUCCCUUUUGCCGCCCCUGAACCCGUACUUUCUGCUCCGGCAGCAAAGAUGCACCGGAGUCUGGAGCGACCUCAUCGUGACGGAAAUGGCCCGGGUGCGGCCCGACGUGUCAUUCGCGGAGCUAAGUGACAGCUUCGGCAACAUCAUGUACAGCAAAGAAGGCAGGAUGGUCGUUUCGCCCGAGAAUCCACGGACGCGCAUCUCGUCGCUGAAACUGAGCAACUACCAAGCGCUUGCUAACCGAAUGACGAUUCAGUAG
Molecule: messenger RNA, 1830 nt
Organism: Hirsutella rhossiliensis
Lineage: Eukaryota; Fungi; Ascomycota; Sordariomycetes; Hypocreales; Ophiocordycipitaceae
Exons: 2
Coding region: 1-1830 (609 amino acids)
Source: RefSeq, a predicted model, not a curated record